Messenger RNA from Penaeus chinensis, 1684 nucleotides. Its product is annotated as G-protein coupled receptor Mth2-like. Gene Ontology annotation, cellular component: membrane. Gene Ontology annotation, molecular function: G protein-coupled receptor activity. Gene Ontology annotation, biological process: cell surface receptor signaling pathway; G protein-coupled receptor signaling pathway. NCBI's taxonomy places the organism in Eukaryota, Metazoa, Arthropoda, Malacostraca, Decapoda, Penaeidae. The record is from RefSeq and is a predicted model, not a curated record. The coding region runs from base 830 to 1684 and encodes 284 amino acids. The transcript has 3 exons.
CAUCCUGCCCCUCCGGCUGGGUCGACGAGGAGGUCGCGGCGCUGUGUCGGGCAGCUUCACCGGAACAAAUGUCCUUCCAAGAAGACCCUCUACUCCACGUGCCGGUCACCAGUGGAACGACCAACAUGACGUAUGUGAACUACCAGUGCGCAAUGUGCCAUGGUGAUACGCAGGACAUUACCUUUUGGAAUGUCAGUUUGCAGUGCCCCUCAGUGGCACGCGACAGAGACGUUGAUGUAGAUAAUCUAGUGUUUCGAGAGGGCCAGUGGGGAGUGAUUGUGAAUGUCAGUGAGCAAGAAGCGGUGCGCAAAUGUGAUGUGACACUAGCCCACAAAAAAAAAAAAAAAAUAAAAGGGAAUUCUGGGAGAGAGUGCAGACUCGUUGUGGACCAGUGCAUGAAAAACUGGGAUGAUGAGACGAUAGAAAACUUUGCCAUUCAUACACAUCGCACGUAAUAAUAAAUGAGAAAUUUUACAAAAAUAACUUUUGCGCUGUUUGCAACAAUGUGUCCAUUACCAAUGAAGAAUGUGACUUAUUCUUUUCCACUUAUGCUGGGAGAGAUGAUGGCGUAUUCCUUAAUUAUGGUGUAAGGUUCGGUUUUCCGUCUCCGCCUCGACCUUUUACACUGCUGAUAGACUUCACGUGCGGAAACGGUAACAACAAGGUAGGAGAAAGCUGUUUCUCUAGUCCGUUUUCCAAGAAGUACUUGAAUCUAAGUGAAGCUUCCGUCAAAAAGAACCUGAUUCAUCCAGACACUGACAAUGCCACUGCCCCCCCUCGUAGCAAUGGAUUCUGUAGAAACGAGACGAUUCUCAAGGACGAGUAUACUAUGGUCAACGGAACUGUGGUCAUAAACCUGUCUAAUCGUUCUUACCCUCCAGGGGAGUACGAGGUUGUGGACGAAGGGGUUUCGGUGUGCUCCGCGGAGUCCGACAAGUACUCGUCUGCCAUGGGAUGGGUGACGCUGGUUGGGCUGAGCGCGUCCUCCCUGUGCCUCGUGCUGCACUUGGUCGCCUUCGCUCUCGUGCCUCACCUCAGGAACCUUCACGGCAAGAACGUGGCAUCUCUUUCUGCGUCGCUCCUCGGCGCCUACGUCACGUUCAUCCUGAGCGUUUUCGCCGAGACGUCGACGACGGAAUGCUACGUGUUCGCGGUUCUCAUCUAUUACUUGUUUGUGACGUCGUUCUCGUGGAUGAACGUCUUGGGCUUCGACGUGUUUUACACGUUCAGGCGAACCAGGUUGAGGUCCGGAGACCAGUGGAAGAGUUUCUUGGUGUAUUCUACCUACGGCUGGCUGCUGCCCGCCUGCGCCGUGGCUGCGGUGGUAGCGCUCGACCAGACGAGGCCCUCUGGCUUCCCCCCGGAAUUCCUUCCGAGUCUUGGCCAGCACCUUUGUUGGUUCGGGCGACGUAAGGCCUUGCUGGCGUUCUUCGGCACCCCCCUGUUCGCCUGCAUCGCCAUCAACGUGGCUUUGUUCGUCGCCACGACAGCCACCAUCGCCAAGACGAGGCAGUCGGAGGUGCGGAAGACCUCCCCGAAUGACCCGAAGAAGGAAGCACUGGAAACACUGGACAUUCGCUCUCAGUGCACUGGAAACACGGACAUUCGCUUCCAAAGUUUGCAAACGCAAGUAGAAAUACAAAGUUUACAUAUACGAAAUUCCCGAGUUUAUGCAGUCUCCUAA